AUGACAUCAUAUUUAAUCACUGGUGGACUCGGCUCCUUGGGUUCAGCCCUUAUUACGCAGCUCUAUAAAAACAACAAUAAUCGGAUUACUGUGCUUGACAAUCUCAGUGCACAUUCGGAUCUUUCACUGAUUCCACAACAUGUCCGAGACUCCGAACGUUUUACACUCGUCAUUGGUGAUACGAAAAACGAGCAACUCGUCCUGCACACGCUAAAGGGCAAAUCUGUUGACAUCAUUAUUGACUGCGCGAGUCGCGCCAGCAACGCCAUUGGUCAAUCGCCUGUUGCUGGAGCGCGGAAUGCCAUGCAAGGUUUGACGCACGUAUUGGAUGCCGUGCGU
Messenger RNA from Cylicostephanus goldi, 339 nucleotides. Lineage: Eukaryota; Metazoa; Nematoda; Chromadorea; Rhabditida; Strongylidae. The record is from the annotation of a GenBank genome assembly.